This is a messenger RNA of Aspergillus calidoustus, 3450 nucleotides long. Lineage: Eukaryota; Fungi; Ascomycota; Eurotiomycetes; Eurotiales; Aspergillaceae. The record is from the annotation of a GenBank genome assembly.
AUGGCCGACACCGAGUGGGAGCCGCUGAAAAGCGAACUUGAGCGACUCUACGUACGCGAGGGAAAGGCUUUACGCGAAGUCAAAGAUGAGAUGGCGAGGAAAGGAUUUGUGAAAUCGGAGCAACAGUUUACGAGACAAUUCAAAAAGUGGAACUUCCGCAAAUAUCAGAGAAGGCUAGGGGCCGAGGAGUGGGAUUUCAUCGGGAAGCGUAUCUACAAGAGAAAAGAGCGUUUUGGUAGAGACAGCGAGGUAUAUAUCGACGGUACCAAAUACUCAGCCAAGAGGUUGAAAAAGGAAGCAUACGGGAAGGCGUUUGUCAGGACAUAUGACAAGUUUGAAAGCACUAAUGUACCCUCUCCACAAACCCCAGACGGAAUGUUGAUCUGUACACCUGCCUCACCCAGCAGCAGUCCGGUUGCUGCUCAAGGUCUCUUUCAGCCGGGAAUGUAUGUUACUUGGAAUGAAUCUCUUCCGUGGCUGCGAUUUUCAAAGUUAUUGCAGCAAGGGGAGCAUCAAGGUCUCCCAUCCUUCCCUGUCUCUCUAAGGGCGCCUCCUCGUCGAGAAAUCGAUGGUUUAUUCUAUCACAUAAACAGGGAGGUGCUACAAUGCUUGAGCUCGAUUUUGCCCUGGGAUCAACUUGCCCUUCCACCGAAUGUUCAUAGCGAUCUACGUAUUGCGGCUGGUCUAAGCAUUCUGAUGACGGAGGAGUUUGGCGGAUCUCACGCGGACUUUGCACUCCGAUUGUGUGACUCGAGGGGGAUGGGCAUUGACCGGUUAACGCUGCAUUUAUUCCUGCUGUCGAACAAUUUUCUCGGGCAUGACAAAAGUCGCUCAGAAGAAGAAAAUGACAUUCAUGUGCUACAAAUGCUUCGAAUAUCCGGUUGGAGCCAUGCUGCCCAUAUACGUACGCUGCUGUCCAGGCACGAACCAACAAUUGACGCUAUCAUUGAGAAAUUAUACGCCAGCGCACUCCGGGAAGGCGAUUUGGAUAUCGUGAGAGUACUUCUCGAUGCCGGGUUAGAGUUGAAUGCAGUUAUUCCUGUCAACCGAUUUGGUGAUUUCUUUGCUAGGCCUGUUGGUGUCGCAGCAUCCAUCCCAGGCGACCGCGGAUUGGAGCUCAUUGAUUUCUUGUUAUCGCGAGGAGGAGAAAUUAACCAUCUACCAGGCGAUGACGAACCGGGUGUCAACGCCCCUCUUUACUGUGCUGUUUUUGCGAGGAAUGAAGAGGUGCUACGGAUGCUUUUGUCAAAGGGCGCACUAGUUGAUACAUGGACGCUGGCGUCGGCCAUUGAAAUGGACGCAGAAAUGGACGACGAACUGAACAUCAUCCACGAGCUCAUUCAUCACUGCCCUGAUUUGACUCCUCCCUGCACCAACUUGUUAUUCAAUCCUCUCGCCCAGUCGGUCAGAACUGAGAGGUUCGAGUUUGUUGAUAUCUUGCUCAUGAAAGGCGCGUGCGUGAACGAGGUAGUUACCAUCAUGUACGACGAUGAUUUUUGGCCGGUCUCAACAGUACUCGGCCUCACUAUUCAAGCCGAGGAACGACAAAUCAUUGACGCUAUGCUACGAGUCUGUGGAGAUGCCAAUCCUCGGACAGGUAGGCUGCAGUACGAUUCACAAAGAAAACAGUAUAUCAUACUGGGGCUUCGUAACUUUGACGGUUCUAUGUCAGGUCCAAUUCGUUAUGUUUCCCCACUUAGUAUCGCUGUCUCUACUGGGGACACUACCACUACAAAACAUCUCCUGGGUAUAGGUAGUGAUAUUCGAAUUGGUGAUCGGGACUCAAAGAGGACAUUGCUCGAGCGUGCCGCAGUCAACGACAAUCUAGAUCUUUGCAGAGUACUGCUGCAGCACGGUGCAAUGGUGGACAGACCACUGUCUGAUCACGAACCGACCACAUCUGCAAUUCUAAUUGCGACGCAAAACCAAUCCAUUGCCCUAGUUCAUCUUCUGAUUGAGGCUGGUGCACGACUGGAUGAUACAUACCAGUCAGCCCCCGAUACCGUGCUGGCCGCAGCGAUAGAGACCGGAAAUGAACAGCUGAUCAGACUCCUACAAGUUUCCGGAGCAACGAAUUUUGGGCAACGAGUACGGCGCUUUGGUACUCACAGGACUGCUGAGUACGUACAGAAACAAGGGGUACUGGAGAGCGUUCUUCGUGGAUCUGGGCCUGGUCCCUUGAUUGCUGCAAUACAUGCACAGGACGACAAUCUAGCACAGUUUCUUAUAGAGCACAGCGUCGGUAUGAAGGACUAUCUCACGUCCACGGGCACUGAAGGAGACACUGCUCUAGGAGCUGCGAUUAGCACAGACAAUGCGAAAAUGAUACAAAUUCUGCUCGAUUGCGGAGCAAGAGUAACCGACUACGAUCUGACCGAAGCUGUUGAUCGAAUCUGUGACACUGAUGAGGACGAUCACCUACUCCGGCGCUUACUGGCCCGCGCAGUGGGGCUAAAUGCUCCUACUGCGGUGGGAAGUGCAAUAAUGCACAAUCGCGAAGACCUUGUGACAACCAUGCUCGAAAGUGGCAUAAGCCCGGAGGGAAAGCCGCAGACAUGCUUUGACGGGGAUCUUUCCUCGGCGUGGGCGUUAACCAAGUUCGGUGACCCAUUGUCGGUACUUGAGAUUGCCGCACUGAGGAAUAAUGCGUCAAUUCUGCAGAAGCUUGUUCGAUCAUCCUUUUUUGACUCUCAAUUUGCGGGCCGGGCGUUGGCAAUAGCAAUCCUCGAGAACAAUGAUAGUGUUGUACCGCCAUUGCUAGAUUGUAGGAUCGACGUCAACCAGGAGAUCCGUUACGACUUCGAGGGAUGGAUUAACGCGCAUUUCGAAACGAAUCGCUAUCCAAGUCUUUCCAUAACCCCAAUUCAGGCCGCGGUAAAAGACCAACGGAGGUCUAUUACAUUGACACUCCUCGUUCGCAAUGAUCUGGAUAUCAACCAUCCAGCGACAGGCAUAAGAGGCCGUACUGCCCUACAGUGGGCGGUAGAAAAUGGGGACGCAGAACUUGUAUCUUUGUUGAUUAACCAUGGCGCAAAUGUUAACGCCCCACCAGCAGAGGAGAUUGGAGCUACGGCAUUACAAAUCGCAGCUAUGAAAGGAUAUCUUGGGAUUGCUCGCAGGCUUAUUGACCUAGGGGCUAAUAUUAAUGCCCCGCCUGCUCGUUCUAAUGGACACACGGCGCUCGAGGGAGCAGCAAACCACGGUCGGAUGGAUAUGCUCCAUCUCCUUCUCGACUGCGGUGCCUCGGUCAUAGGUGCUCACGGUGAGCAACAAUAUCAGAAUGCCGUGGGGAUGGCAGAGCAAUCCGGACAUCAUGCUGCAUCGAGGCUCCUGAGGGCCUUCAGGGAGCAGAAGGAGGCGGAGGCAAGUGCAAGUGCCGUCUUUGAUUUGGAGUCUGCGGAUGAGACAGAUAGCAGUGUUGAGUGGAAGAAUUGGGUUUGUUUUGACUAG